GCCCCGGCCACAGUCCAGCUCCACCAUGGAGCCGCAUCUCAGCUUCCGUGGGCGGCGGGCCCUGGUGACUGGGGCCGGCAAAGGGAUCGGUCGCGCCGUGGCUGUGGCGCUGAGCAGGGCCGGAGCCCGGGUGACCGCGCUGAGCCGGACGGCGGCGGACCUGGAGAGCCUGACACGGGAGUGCCCGGGCAUCGAGAGCCUGUGCCUGGACCUGGCGGACUGGGAGGCGGUGGAGGCGGCGGUGGGCGCGGCGGGGCCGUUCGAGCUGCUGGUUAACAACGCGGCGGUGGCGGAGCUGCAGCCGUUCCUGGAGGUGACGCGCUCGGCCCUGCAGCGGUCUCUUGAUGUGAAUUUUGGGGCUGUCCUUCACGUUUCCCAGAUAGUUGCUCGGCAGAUGAUUGCACAGGGGGUGCAAGGGGCUAUUGUGAACGUCUCCAGCCAGGCAUCAAAGCGUGCACUGAGGGACCAUGCUGUUUACUGUUCCACAAAAAGUGCUUUGGAUAUGCUGAGCAAAGUAAUGGCAAUGGAACUGGGACCCCACAAGAUUAGGGUGAACACUGUGAACCCCACCGUGGUUAUGACAGACAUGGGAAGAAUUAACUGGAGUGACCCUCAGAAAUCUGCUGCCAUGAUCAAUCGGAUUCCCCUGGGAAAGUUUGCAGAGGUGGAUGAUGUGGUGAACAGCAUUCUCUUCCUGCUGAGUGACAAGAGUGCUAUGACAACUGGCAGCUCACUGAUGAUUGAUGGGGGCUUUCUUGUCUCCUAAGAUGAUACCUGUAUUUCAUACCUGGCCUCAAUUUUCAUAUUAAUACUGCCUAGAUGUAAACUGGAUAGAAAACAAUGAUACAGGCUUCUUGCUGGAGGGGCAGGAGGGCUGAAGACUGUAUUAGAAUUGAGGCAGAAAAUCAAGCUGCAAGGCUGCUAUAUAAUAAAGUUCACAUACACCUUCA
This is a messenger RNA of Catharus ustulatus (Swainson's thrush), 950 nucleotides long. RefSeq names its product dicarbonyl and L-xylulose reductase (gene DCXR). Gene Ontology annotation, biological process: glucose metabolic process; xylulose metabolic process. The transcript has 8 exons. The record is from RefSeq and is a predicted model, not a curated record. Gene Ontology annotation, molecular function: carbonyl reductase (NADPH) activity; L-xylulose reductase (NADPH) activity. Bases 26 to 766 code for a protein of 246 amino acids. NCBI's taxonomy places the organism in Eukaryota, Metazoa, Chordata, Aves, Passeriformes, Turdidae.